AUUGUUCUUUUACUUGUAUUAAUAACCAUUACCAUGGGAUGCAUAGAGAGUGUCAGAAACAAGCCGAGUUUCCAUGAAAACAUAACGGUCCUCGAAUUGAACUCUUCAAUCGAUCAAACCCCAACUGUCACUGAUGAGUCUUCCAACGUGGUUCUGCGAUACCGUACACCAUAUUUUAGAGCCGCUGCCCAAGUGCUUGUUCCUCCAGUUGUCCGCAAAGAGAUAUGGACCAUUGGUUGGAUCCAAGCAUGCAAUCAAAUGGAUUUCUUCAACAAAUAUGGCACAGAAGGAGUGUCUAGCUGGGAGUUGCCAGAACUUAAAGAGGGCCGAAUCCAGGCCAUUAGCGACUCUGAUGGCGUGAACUACCCUUGGUACGGCUGUACCACAGAGAUCUACACCAUUGUGGGCCCCACCAAGAGAGACACCAAGCUCACUGUAAGCAUGAACGACAACUUCUAUCCCAGCGUCACCUGGAGUGUGCCAGUGGGCACCACCAACAGCCCGCCUCUGCUCUCCGAAAUCCGCCGCGACCAGCGUUUCACGACUUGGCUGGUGGCGAGGAACGAGGCGACUUCUGAGAUGGCUCUUCUGAGAACCAUCCGGUGGAGAAUGAGACUCUGCAUCGAGGUGGAUCCCCAGAGACCGCUCGGACAGAGAUCGAAGGUGGUGGAGCCCCUGGUCCAAGAGCAGCCUCAGGUGCUGCUUAAGAACGAAGCAAUCCCAACCAACGCCUUGGUAAAGCCUAACGCCAAUGAUGCUCAGGUGUUAGUGUGGAGGCCAAGAUUGGGGGAACCCGUGGUGGUCAUACCACCGAAGUAUUGA
Messenger RNA from Chanos chanos (milkfish), 822 nucleotides. It is a transcript of the gene fam78aa, whose product is annotated as family with sequence similarity 78 member Aa. The transcript is spliced from 3 exons. The coding region runs from base 34 to 822 and encodes 262 amino acids. Lineage: Eukaryota; Metazoa; Chordata; Actinopteri; Gonorynchiformes; Chanidae. The record is from RefSeq and is a predicted model, not a curated record.